AUCUGAAACACGCGAUCCUAGUAUCUAAUGUAGCUGGUAGCGUAGAAUCGUUGAGCCCCAAGCAAACACGGGUACGUCAGAGCGCGGGACGGGUGAUAAUGCAAUUACUUGUAGUAAUCUGUCGGCGCGGCGUGCCGGUGGGAGUCAGUCAGGCGCGCUCAGCCACACACUGCACAGACAUGCGCGGAAGCACUGCGGGGCUGGCCGACACGCUGGCGAGCGGCUCGCGCGCGCACGCCGCGCUCCUCGAAUGCGCCGACGCGCUCUUCGCGAGCCUCGUGGUGGCGCCAGCCGUCGUCACCUACUGGAAGUCCACAUGGACCCUGAUGGACCUGUACGUGCUGCCCGACGACCCCGUGGGCAGCGCGGCCGCGUGUGCUGCCUUCGGACUGUGCUGUGACUUGUUGUUUUCCGUGUUCCAAACGCAACUGAGUAAAUACCUUCGGCCGGAGCGGGGUAGGCUGACGUACUACAUAGUGUCGCGGCUGUGCACGGGCGUGGCGGGCGUGGCGUGCGUGGGCGCGUGGCGUGGAGUAUGGAACCUGCUGAACGAGUGCACGGGCGACAGCGCGCGGACGCUGCUGUCGACCACGGCGGCCGCCACGCUGUCGCUGGCUGCGCUCAGGGCGCUGCGGAACAUCUGCGCGGCGCCUUUCGCUGUUGCCGUUGACUCGCCUCAGGAUUACUUCGAUGUGCCCACUAUGUUCCGUACGAACAGUAGAGAGACGAUGCUGUACAUCCUAGACUGCAUCUUCUCAGUGACAGUGGUCGGUUCACUGGUGGUGUUCGUCUGGCGCGGCUCCUGGGCACUGCUCGACAUAUUCCUCUUCCCUGACGACCGGACAAAAUCCUGCUGGACUUCAUUGAUAGUAGGCUACGCGGUGGUGAUAGUCACAUUCGCCCUUCAAGCCCCAGUGCGCUGGUCUGCGGCGAGGCUACACGGCGCGCCCCGACUCCUGCUGGCUGAUGUAUACCACUUCAUCUCCUUCAUAGCCACCGUCAACGUCUGGCGAGGAGUGUGGGGACUGCUUGAUAUUUACUUCUUUCCAGAAUCACCAAAGCUCAGCAAUUGGAGCUCCCACAUCAUCAGCUUGACGCUCCUCAUCCUGCUGAACUGUUCCAACUCGGUGAUCGUCCGAGGGGUCUACAUCGACGCUGAGGAGCCAGCGGGAGAGUGCGUUGUCUUCCCUUGCCAUUACCUCAGGCUUUUCUUCCAUAAAGAACGAACCAAGAAGAGGCACAGAAGAGCUUUACAGGCUGCUGCAGCUGCUGGCAGAAAGCCAGAAGAUGCUAGCGUACCCUUACAGAUACCUGAAGAAAAAGUCUAGUUUUAAAAUGUGUUCCACAGUAGUGAAGGAACUUUAUUUGUACGGUUAGUCCCCAGUGAUGCAGUGUUUUUGAAGUGAACAAGGGGAUUGAGGCUAUUAACAUACGGAGUAAUAUUACGUGACCCGCCUAUGGAGUAUAAUACUACUUAUAAGAGCGAAACUAGCUUAAAAUACCUGAUACUUUCGAAUAAUAAUGAUUUUGAAACAAGUUGUUCAAAAUCGUUCGUACUAGUUUAGUAGUACGAAUUUGCUGCUAGGUAAGAAUUUCGCCUCUAUUCGAAGUAUUUUUAAUCACAUUUUUCUACAACAUUGCCCCAAACACGAAUAAAAAAUACGCAAAAACCGUAGCCGAAAGUCUCGUAGCAAUUCUCGUAGCAAAAGAUGUAGCGCGUAGCAUUUUUCUUUUACUCAAAACUUUGUGAAAUUCAACACUGUUACUGCAUAAAUAUUUAGUGCUCUUUGUGAUUGUGAUUGUUGUUAUAUGUUUUUUCUACUAUAUAAGUAAUAAUACAUAACAAUAAAGGUAGUACAAAAACAGAUUCUAUUGUAAAACUUUUA
Molecule: messenger RNA, 1886 nt
Organism: Spodoptera exigua (beet armyworm)
Lineage: Eukaryota; Metazoa; Arthropoda; Insecta; Lepidoptera; Noctuidae
Source: the annotation of a GenBank genome assembly